AUGCGUCGUAUCGUUGUUGACGCAGAAGACCCGGGGGAGCCUACUCGAGACCAUCCCUCCAAGCAUCCCUCAAAGCUCCGCGAAGCAAAUGAGACGAAAGUUCAUCCAAAGAGCUCUGGAGGAGAAGAUGGAAACAUCUUCUUUGUAGGGACAGCAACGACGUUCAUGUACGGGGCCCCUUAA
Molecule: messenger RNA, 183 nt
Organism: Trichophyton rubrum CBS 118892
Lineage: Eukaryota; Fungi; Ascomycota; Eurotiomycetes; Onygenales; Arthrodermataceae
Exons: 1
Coding region: 1-183 (60 amino acids)
Source: RefSeq, a predicted model, not a curated record